Closterium sp. NIES-65 is the source of this 2148-nucleotide messenger RNA. The record is from the annotation of a GenBank genome assembly. Lineage: Eukaryota; Viridiplantae; Streptophyta; Zygnematophyceae; Desmidiales; Closteriaceae.
AUGGAGGCACCUGCAGUAGUGGAAGAAACGCCAAAGGUGGACGCCAUCCUUGGAGGCGCCCACAAAGCCAACGUUGCUCGAGCAUCCGAGGUGUGCCUGCUGUCAAAAGGAUUCAAGGAGACGGCUUGGUUUAUGGACAGCGGGUGCACACAGCACAUGACGCACCGCGCUGAUUGGCUACGCGACUACCGGGAAUCCGGAGUCCCUUACGUCCUACUCGGGGAUGAAGGAAAACUUCAAGUGCAAGGAGAAGGGGACCUCAUUUUACAGAGCCCCUAUGGGGAGCUGAAAAUGGACAACGUUCUCCUGGUGGAGAAGCUGUCCCUCAACCUGAUAAGACAAACGCAACUGGACAACAGUGGUUGCAAGACGUUCAGUGACAACGGAAAGCUGUGGGUGUUCGGUCCCGACUGGCAACUGCUAGCGGAAGGCGCACGGACUCAAGGACUCUACGAGAUGAAGCUGAAGGAGCAAGAUUCGCGUGAAAGCAAGGUCACCUAUCAACCUGAACCUGAAGAGGGGAAGAAGGCCCGAGAAGACCUACGUACCAUGCUGGAAAAUACUGCAGUGACCGAACUGCAGCAGCUGAAGCUUCCCGUAGCAGCAGCGGCGGAAGCGGUUGAUAUCAAUCUCCUGCACAAAAGGAUGGGGCAUGCGAACACUCAACGGAUCAAGGAAAUGAUGAAGAAAAACAUGGCAGCGGGAGUGAAGAUCCCGAGAGCCACGUUGUUCCUUGGCAUGAACCUGGAGCGGGACCGAGAAGGGAAGAAGCUGUUACUCUACCAAAAGAAGUAUAUUCAUCGGUUGCAAGAAAGGUUUGGAACACGGGACUGCACCAAGGCAGUGACCACUCCGCUCAGCAGCCUGUCAGAGAAGGAAGUCAAUCCAGAAGAAGAACUCAUCCAGUGGGGCAGCAAGGAGCAGGCAUUGAAGGCUUACCAGUCACGGGUCGGAUCGGUGAUGUACCCUGUCUCUUGUACGCGGGUAGACGGUGCACAUGCUGCCAGCUUCUUGGGGCAGAACGUGCUGCAGCCAGAAGGCCGCAAAUGGAAGGAGAUGCAGCGCACAAUCACCUAUCUGCAGCAACGGGGAGAAGAGGGGCUACUAUACGAAGGCGGAGAAGAAGCAAUGGAGUUAAUCGGAUACGCUGAUGCAUCCCAUGCAUCAGACAAGAAGGACAGGAAGGGAGCUUUUGGAUACGAGGAAGAGAAGGGAGAACGUUCUGGACCGCCAGAAUUUUCCCUUGCAGCUUCUCUCCUCCCUUUCUCCUCCCUCGCCUUCACCUACCCACUCAUUCGCCAUUCACCUGCCACUCCACUCUCUCCUCCACUCCCUGCUCCUCCUAUGUUGCCUCUCCCCUGCCCUCCAUCCACACUCCUCGGACCCCACCCUACCCUCUCAUCCUCUCCCCCUCUAGCCUCUACCGCCCCCACCGCUGUGGCAGCACACCCCACUUCACGCCUCUCAUGCUCCCACCACCCCCAUGCACCACACGCUCUUCUUCCUCCCUUUCUUCCUCCUCCUCUUCCCCCUUCCCCGCCCCGUCCCCGUCACAAAUUCCCACCCCCUCCCUCGCCCUCAACCCCAACUCCUCCUCCUCCCCCCUCCUUCGACUUCUCUCCGGCAACCCACUCCAGCAACCCCCUGUCCUCCCUCAUUUCUUUCCUCCCCUCCCCAUCCCCCACCCUCCCCUCUCCCCGCACCUGUCUCGCCAGCACCAUCAGUCGUUUCAAGCGGCACACUUGCUUCUGCCCCAUCUCGCACCAAUCUUCUCCCACGUUGCUGCGUUCACUUGCACCCGCCCCCCCUCUCAUCCUCCUCCGCGUUCCCCCCAGCUCCCCCACUCGCGGCCCCCCUUUGCACCCUUCCUUGCGCUCGCCCUCUUGUUUCUGCCGCGUGCUCUCCCCCCUUUCCCUCUAUCCCGCACUUCCCCACCCCUUCGCCUGCCCAUUCUCCCCUCUUCCGCCCUUCAACUCCCGCUCAUGCUUUCCGUGCCACGCCUUCUCCUGCCCCUCGCCCCAAUUCCGCCAAACCCAAGCCACGCGUGCCCGCAUUCUCACUCCCCCUUCCCCUCCUUGCGCCUCCCCUCCCCGCUCCGCCUCCUCUGUAACACCCAAGGCUAUUAUAGUAGAGAUUACAAGGUUUUAA